Molecule: messenger RNA, 528 nt
Organism: Arabis nemorensis
Lineage: Eukaryota; Viridiplantae; Streptophyta; Magnoliopsida; Brassicales; Brassicaceae
Source: the annotation of a GenBank genome assembly
AUGGCACCACCUCCUCCGUCACCACCACCAAUUUCUUUGAAGGUAGUAAUCCUUUUACUUAGGGUCUUGACUGCGGUUUUCCUCGUUAUAACAGUCAUCAUCCUCAGCACCAACAGUGUCACAAUUGAAUCUCAAGGAAACUCAUUGAAAUUUCAUUUCAAAGAUGUUUAUGCCUAUAGAUACAUGCUUUCAGCUGCCGUCAUCGGACUAGUUUACGCGGUCAUACAACUAUUCUUCACAAUCUCCCAAUUCGCCACCGGAAUUAAAAACCCUUUAAAUUAUCAAGUAGACUUUUACGGUGACAAGGUAAUAUCAUAUCUAGUGGCGACAGGAUCAGCUGCUGGAUUUGGAGUGAGCAAAGAUUUGAAAGAUGUAUUUAUAGCAUUAGUCGCGUUAGAUUCGACCGAUCCUGUAGAUAAAUUCUUCAGCAGAGGUUACGCAUCAGCUAGUCUUCUUCUAUUUGCUUUCAUUUGUCUUGCAGUUUUAUCUGUUUUCUCAUCUUACGCCAUUACCAAACGACCGAUUUAG